Molecule: messenger RNA, 2322 nt
Organism: Coregonus sp. 'balchen'
Lineage: Eukaryota; Metazoa; Chordata; Actinopteri; Salmoniformes; Salmonidae
Source: the annotation of a GenBank genome assembly
GAGAACCUGGCCAUCCUAGAGAAGAUCCGUAAGAACCAGAGGCAGGACCACUUGAACGUAAGUGCUCAUUCGGUAAGAUGUCUUUCUUAUUUUUCAGGGGGGGGAAACGGGAACAUUUCCACCGUUUUUAUAGUCUCUUGUGUGUUUUUCUUAACCCAGUCCUCAGGGACCCCCAGCCAUAUUUCAUCCAUUGCAAAACUAGCUCACCUGAUAACAACAAAUCAACCAAUCAUCAAGCCCAUUGUUGGUUGGCUAAAUCAGGUGCGUUAGUGUUGGACUAGAUCAGAUAUGUGGAGGUACGUGUGGUCCUGGAGGAUUGGGUUGAGAAACGGUGCACUAAGGUAGCCUGGGUCUGAUCCAUAUUGUGUUGUGAUGCCUGUUUCAGGGUGCCGUCUCUGGUUCCGUUCAGGCCUCUGAUCGUCUCAUGAAGGAACUCAGGGAGAUCUACAGAUCACAGAGUUACAAGACAGGUGAGAGCUUUACAGAUCACAGAGUUACAAGACAGGUGAGAGCUUUACAGAUCAGAGUUACAAGACAGGUUAGAGCUUUACAGAUCAGAGUUACAAGACAGGUUAGAGCUUUACAGAUCAGAGUUACAAGACAGGUUAGAGCUUUACAGAUCAGAGUUACAAGACAGGUUAGAGCUUUACAGGUCAGAGUUACAAGACAGGUUAGAGCUUUACAGAUCAGAGUUACAAGACAGGUUAGAGCUUUACAGAUCAGAGUUACAAGAUAAGUGAGAGAUCGACAGGUCAGUUACGAGACAGGUGAGAGAUCCACAGGUCAGUUACAAGACAGGUGAGAGCUUUACAGAUCAGAGUUACAAGACAGGUGAGAGGUGGCCUGGUUCAGCACCCCGUUGGCCCUAACCCUUCAGUGUUUUGUAGAUCUGGCUUGAUGAUGAUAAUGGUGAUAACAUGUUGAUUAACAGUGAUGUUCACCUGCAUAUCUUGUUAUUCAUUUCCAGGUAUUUAUUCAGUGGAGCUAGUCAAUGACAGCCUUUAUGAAUGGCACGUCAAAAUAAGGACGUAAGUAUUCAGAUCCAGGUGUUAUUUCAUAGAGCUGUGGUGGCUUCCCCUGUUUCCCUAUAGUCGAGUCAUUCUGUCUUUAUUUUACAGGGUAGACCCAGAUAGUCCGUUACAUAGUGACUUGCAGGUUCUGAAGGAAAAGGAAGGGUUGGACUACAUUCUGCUCAGUUUCUCAUAUAAAGUGAGUUUCAUUCGUUGAUCGAUUUUUACAAAUUGAUUUACUUUUUUUUCGGGUGUGAAAGCGGUUUUGAGAUAAAGGCGUUUUCUUGUUUGACUCUUGCAGGAUAACUUUCCCUUUGAUCCACCGUUCGUACGGGUAGUCUCCCCUGUGCUGUCUGGAGGGUGAGUGCCGCUCAGUGAAGUCUGGAUGGACUCCUAUACUUCUGAUUCUACCCUAGAGUAGUCUGGCAGUGCUUUUCGUCAUGCCCCUGAUGCAAAUCAUUCUGAACGACUAAACCAUUGAGACUAUCUUGAUGAUGACAGGAAAGUUUAAUACUUUAGCUUCUGCUAAAUUGCUAAAAAUGAGAUGUGCCUAAUCCUUGUCUGGUUCGUUAACCCGGUCUCGGUACUUCUCCACCUCGAACUGGUACUGAGCUGGUACUUCUCCGUCCUGUAUUUCAGGUACGUUCUUGGCGGAGGGGCCUUGUGUAUGGAACUUCUCACAAAACAGGUCUGGAUUUUAAUACCAUUCAUACAAUGUUCAUCCCUAACUAAAGUUGCUGAAGAAGCUGGCUGUUUCUCUUUGCUCAAUUGUCUUUAAAAAAAAAAAUAUAUAUAUAUUCUCCUCACCUCCUCUCCUUCAUUGCCACUGAUCUGACAGAACUGACAAGGUUUCAGCCAGCCCAAUUAUUAUUUCUUUGUGUUGUUUCAGGGCUGGAGCAGUGCCUAUUCCAUAGAGUCUGUCAUCAUGCAGAUCAAUGCAACCCUAGUGAAAGGAAAAGCCAGAGUGCAGUUUGGAGCCAAUAAGGUAAACAACGGUAGUACUGGUACCAUUUGGUAACCAUAGAUAUGUCACACCAUUUCAGGUUGUUGAAGAUUUAAUCUAAUCUGUAUUUUCACUGUAUUCUUCUAGAAUCAGUACAGUCUUGCCAGAGCACAACAGUCAUACAAAUCCCUGGUGCAGAUUCACGAAAAGAAUGGUAAAUGAUCCUCAUUGAACUAUUAAUCCAUAUGAACAUAAAUGAACCCUUGAAUGAUUUUUAUAUAGAUUAUUAUACAAAUCUGUGGUUGUUGUGACAACCUUUGUGUGUUAUUCAUUCCAGGCUGGUAUACACCUCCUAAAGAAGAUGGGUAA